ACGAUCCAGGAUUGGAAGUGGGAUCAGCUUUGUCAAUUCCUGUUCAAAUCAAAUCGGAAUCAGAUUAAAAUCGGUUGGAAUCAGAAAGAAUAAACACAGAUUUCACAGAUAUGUGAAUAUUUUUCAAGUUUUUGAUUCAAAAGACUUGUAGAUCUUUUUAAAAUAGGUAAGUUCUAUUGCUUAUAGGAAUAAACGGAAUCAUCCAAUCCAGGCUUUCCAGUUUCCACAGGUACAGUGCCAAGGGUUUUGGACAAACAACGUUACCUUUACUAAUUAAGCUACCCUGAGCACGAAUUAGGGUUUGUGUUGAUUCACAAAUGUUGAUGAAUUGAUCCAUCUCUCAGACUAUAACGGUCAAAUCCACCAAAUUUUGCGAAAAUAGUGGUGUUUCGGUAAUUUAUUGGACAAAGCAGAGGUAUUUAUGUAUGAAGUGUUCUCUUACUUCCUCCAAUCGAUCCGUUUCUCCAUCUCCGAAAGGGAUUGAAACUGGGUUUCUUCCACUCUCCCUCAUCGAGAUUCCUCAGUUUCCGAUUGAGAAAACCUAGUCGGAGGAUAUGGUGGAUGAUGCCGGAAGCAGCUUUGGGGAAAUCGAUGGUUUCCGGUUAUAGUGGUGGAUGGUCAGAGGAAAGUUUUUGAAGUGGUGGAUUUUAGAUAGAGAGACAUGUCCCUGAGAAUCAAGGCAGUAGUUGACAAGUUCGUGAAGGAGUUGAAAGAAGCUUUAGAUGCAGAUAUCCAAGACCGGAUCAUGAAGGAGAGGGAGAUGCAGAGCUACAUCGAGGAAAGGGAGAAAGAGGUCGCCGAGAGAGAGGCUGCUUGGAAGGCCGAGCUUUCUCGUCGAGAGGCUGAGAUUGCCCGACAAGAAAGUAGGCUUAAGAUGGAGAGAGAAAACCUUGAGAAAGAGAAGAGUGUCUUAAUGGGAACUGCCUCAAAUCAGGAUAAUCAGGAUGGAGCUCUGGAAAUCACUGUAAGUGGUGAGAAGUAUCGAUGCCUCAGGUUUGCCAAAGCGAAAAAAUGAAUGAAGUUUUGCCACAAAGGGCUUAGAUCUACCACGACAAAAAAAAAAAGGAGGGGGGCUUAGAUAGAUCUUUGAGAUGUCUUCUAUUCUUUAACUGACCAUGACCGUUACGCAUCUGAUUAAGUAAUAACUUCUUGUAUUUUAAGUGCAGUGAUCUGGUCCAAGUUUGUAUAUAGCUUUUCCUUUCUCCUUUUUUUACUAUAAACUGGUGGAUACAACUGCCUUCUAAUCCAUUCAAAUGCAGAUGUUAAGCAGGAUUGGCAUUCA
Macadamia integrifolia is the source of this 1282-nucleotide messenger RNA. RefSeq lists its product as uncharacterized. The transcript is spliced from 2 exons. The record is from RefSeq and is a predicted model, not a curated record. The coding region runs from base 662 to 1015 and encodes 117 amino acids. Lineage: Eukaryota; Viridiplantae; Streptophyta; Magnoliopsida; Proteales; Proteaceae.